UUCCCCAUUGCUGUAUUCGAUCAUUGUCAUGAAACCCACCUCAUCCCUGAUAUUUUGGAACAGGCUUACGGUAAACAUUUCACGACUAACUGCUGCCCUUCCGCCACAUUCUCUGAUCGUAAACAGGAAGUCCACCGCGGUUCUGAAUAUGCACCACACAUUCUGACCGAUCACGGUCUGUAUGUCACCGCAAGGGUGGGUCAUUCAUCACAAUAG
Messenger RNA from Desarmillaria tabescens, 216 nucleotides. RefSeq lists its product as uncharacterized. The annotation marks the transcript as partial. The record is from RefSeq and is a predicted model, not a curated record. The transcript has 2 exons. Lineage: Eukaryota; Fungi; Basidiomycota; Agaricomycetes; Agaricales; Physalacriaceae.